AUGACUGAGACGUGCGAGAAACCCUGUGAAGCGAACCGGGGUGUCAACGGGGCUGAAUCACAUAUCCCGGAAGAGGACGAGACGCUCCAGUCCCCGGGGCCGGCGUCCGACGUAGACAUCCUUACCCCCGAGCCGUCCAUCAACAGGGACGAGCCGGGGGUUCCAAGAGAGGAGCAGACAGCUAUUGCAAUCCUAAAGGUCAUCGAGAGCUAUGGGGUGAACUAUGAGAAGACGGGCGAAUCAUGGAAGGGCCUCUCUUCUUUCAUCCCUACCGUUCUAGAGCAAGUCAAGAAAUGCGAGCCUGUCCGCAUGGUCCUCCCUGCUUUCCCCUUCAAGUCCCCCAAUGCACGAGACAAAGUCCUCGGCGUUCUUCCGGACAUGGGCGAGGAGCUGGCCCUGCACCACCUCAACGGACUGUGCCGGAAUAUCGCACAAGUAUACGAGCCAGGUGCAGACGCGUAUAUCAGCUCGGACGGCUUGGUGUACAACGCAGACAUCCUGGGCGUGACCGACGAGACGGUGUGGGAAUACGGCGAGACCCUGCGGAAGAUGGCCGUCGAGCAGGAACUGCACCACGUUAAGUUUAUCCGGCUAUUCGAGCUUCUCGAGCACCCCUGGAUCAAGACAAGCAACCCCGAAGAAGCCAAGGCGCAUUACCUGGCGCACGCCAACUGCCUGCGUCGGGAGCUCGUGUACCGAUUCGGUGACCCGACCUUUGAUGCGGCCGAGGCCAUCCGCAACGACAACGACACCUGCCUGACGUACCGCGGGUACAUCAAGUUCCUGACCAAGGAUCUGGCACAUCAGGAAGACAAGCAGUUCACGACGAAGAAGGCCCGCCAGGCGCGCAUCGCUGACAUUGCGCGCAGUAUGAUCGUCCGCGGAAAGUCAUUUGCCUCUGCGAUCAAGGCCAAUCGCGGCGACUACGUGCGCCUCUCGAUCCAUGAAUCCAAUGGCGAGCGUAAACUCUCCAUCUCCCUGGUUCCCCAGGUCCGCGGUGCCCUUGGGUACACACCCUGGCACUCGUCUAUCGCCGUCAACACCAACGGCACGUUCUGCACUGUGCAUGCUGAAGACGUGCGCGAGACGCACGACCUGAUCUACAAGAACGGUCGUCCGUAUUACUUCCGCGAGCGAUCGGAUCUCUUCGACUGGCAUGCCGACGGGCUCACCGUCAAAUUCGAGCACCUCUACCCCUGCGGGCUGAUCAUCCGCCCCGUCGAUAUCGACGACAGCCGCGCCCCGCCCUCUAUCCGAUCCAUCCCCAUGCGCAAGGUCCGUCAGCUCUCCAACACGUUCUCGCCAGUCGUUCUCCGCGGCUUCGCCGACUCCCUCAACGAAGAAGACUAUCUGGCAACCGCCUCCGAGCUAGGCACCAUCCUCCCCUGGAGCUUCGGGGUGAUCCAGAAAGUGCGGGACGCGGGGCGGACUGACAAGCUCGGCAACAACGUCACCUCAAACGAAGCCAUGCCCAUGCACUUUGACGGCAUGUUCAAAUUCGAAGACCACACCGAUCCUGUCACAGGGGAGACUAGCCGGGUUCAAAAGCCCCCAGGGUUCCAGUACUUCACCUGUCCAGCCACCGCCCCGAAAGGCAGCGGGUACACGCUGUUUGCCAGCUCGCGCCUCCUCUUCCGCUACCUGCCUCUCCCGUGGACCGCAGAGCGUCUCCAGCCUGUUACAUGGGCAAUGGACAACGACGGGUUCUGGGACGCCAAACUCAAGAGUCUGCCGCUUAUCGUGACGCACAAGGUCACGGGCUUGCCCUGCGUGCGCUGGCACCAGCCAUGGGACAAGACAAAGACCAAAUUCUCGACUUGUGCAGUGCACGUCGAGAACGAGGAUCAGUCGCUGGUGGAUGUCAUUGAUCGCAUGACAUAUGACUAUCGUGUCUGUCUGCGGUUUGAGUGGGAGAGGGGUGACAUGCUUGUUAGUGACAACACGAGCAUGCUGCACACGCGGACGGGGUAUAAGAGUCGAUGUGAUCGGGAGUUGUGGCGGAUUCAUGUUGAUUAGUAUAGUUUUGUAUUUUCCUUGUCGAAGUGUGUUUGCGUCUGUUUCCAAGAAUGUUUGUGUCUCAUUCCAAGUACAUUCUGCGUGUUUAUUGUUUUGUUUAAACCUCGUCCAGUUUCAGAAUGAUUUCCUUUCCUUUCCUUUCCUCCUUCUUGUCUCCCAGGGCAAUCU
Aspergillus campestris IBT 28561 is the source of this 2184-nucleotide messenger RNA. It is a transcript of the gene xanB, whose product is annotated as isocyanide synthase xanB. Gene Ontology annotation, molecular function: oxidoreductase activity. The coding region runs from base 1 to 2016 and encodes 671 amino acids. Lineage: Eukaryota; Fungi; Ascomycota; Eurotiomycetes; Eurotiales; Aspergillaceae. The transcript has 2 exons. The record is from RefSeq and is a predicted model, not a curated record.